Suillus paluster is the source of this 177-nucleotide messenger RNA. RefSeq lists its product as uncharacterized. The transcript has a single exon. The record is from RefSeq and is a predicted model, not a curated record. NCBI's taxonomy places the organism in Eukaryota, Fungi, Basidiomycota, Agaricomycetes, Boletales, Suillaceae. The annotation marks the transcript as partial.
AGUGCUUCACCAUGGGAACCAUUCCAAAUAUGUCUCAACUUUGAGAUUGCAGAAAUUGCACUGGAGGCAGCAAUGACCAAAGAACAGACUAACCAGCUGAUUGACCUUGUACACUGUUCUGCAAAUGGUCAAGAGUCCUUCACAUUACAGAGUCAUGACAAAGUCUGUUCAUUUUGG